GUGCAAAUUGUUUGGAGAAAGUGCCACACACAUACAACAAGCCCAACUACAAAAACCCACCCCCUCUUCCUUCUCUUCCCCCCAUUUGUUACCACAAACUCAACAUUUUCACUAACUCUUUCUUUAGAAAAUUCAUUUCUUUUCCCUAUCAUGGCUAGAUCACAACAGCGAUACCGAGGUGUCCGACAAAGGCAUUGGGGCUCUUGGGUCUCUGAAAUUCGACACCCCAUAUUAAAAACUAGGAUAUGGCUAGGAACUUUUGAAACUGCUGAGGAUGCAGCAAGAGCCUAUGAUGAAGCAGCAAGGCUAAUGUGCGGCACAAGGGCAAGAACAAAUUUCCCUUACAACCCAAAUGCAUCUCAGUCAUCAUCUUCGAAGCUUCUAUCGGCAACUUUAACUGCAAAACUGCAUAGGUGCUACAUGGCUUCUUUGCAAAUGACAAGGCCAUCAUCACUACCAGAGCCUCAGAGAGUGGCUUCACCGAACGUCAUCACCUCUGCAAGUAACUUCUCCGUAAAGAGUAACGAAACUAAAACAAUGUUGCCACAGAAGAGAGAACAGGAGGAGCAAGAAGUGGAGGAGAAUUGGGUUUUGAAGAAGGUUAAGGUGGAAAGGACUCAGCAGUUCAAGCCUCUUGAAGAGGAUCACAUUGAACAAAUGAUAGAGGAGUUGCUGCAUUAUGGCACUAUUGAGCUUUGCUCUGUCAUUCCCCACCAUAGGCUCUUUUAAGCAUUCACCAAUCUUUUUUAUUUUAUUGUUAGUUCAAAUUCUUAUUCUGCUAAUUUAACUAAUUCCUUUGGACAAUUUCAGUUUCAGUUAUUACUAUUAUUAUUAUUAUUAUUAUUAUUAUCAUCAUCAAGUGCUUUAGGUGGUAGACUAGACUAGAACAUAUCUUCCAAGUGACUCUUUAGACAAUGCUGUAUGUAUAGCCAGCCAAUCAUGUUGAAAUUGUGUCUUUGUUUUGUUUCAGUCUCAAUCUGCAUUUAGUUGCUGAAGCAGUAUCUUGUCUUAAAUGUAAGAGGGUUUGGCAAAACAGCAUGACUUUUUAGCCAACUUGCUUGACCAAUCCUUUAUUUCAAACAUUGCAGUUUUAUGCACUGACAUUGCUCUUAAUUUGACACAUCUGUUUGAAAAUCAAAUGUUCCUAUCAGUUUAAAUAAAAUAAAUUAAAUUAAUUGUCCUGAA
This is a messenger RNA of Vigna umbellata (rice bean), 1185 nucleotides long. Its product is annotated as protein PPLZ02-like. The record is from RefSeq and is a predicted model, not a curated record. Gene Ontology annotation, biological process: regulation of DNA-templated transcription. Gene Ontology annotation, molecular function: DNA binding; DNA-binding transcription factor activity. NCBI's taxonomy places the organism in Eukaryota, Viridiplantae, Streptophyta, Magnoliopsida, Fabales, Fabaceae.